AAAUCCUUUUCCCUCUUAUUUUUUUUUCUUUUCCAAUUCCCUCUCUCAGCUUAGACUUUCAAACCUAAAAGGCUAAAAGCUUGAACCUCAGCUUUCCCCAAUUCCAAUUCCUCUCAUUUUCUUUUCCAAUUCCUUCUCAGCUUGAAUUUCAAUUUUCCCCAAUUCGAUCCUUUUCCGAUUCCAUAUCUAAGGGGUAGCUGACAGGAAAAAGCGGCAUGCAUGGAAAGCCAAUCCAUAACAUGACUAGUUCUGAAAUAACUAUUAGUUGGGCAAUUUUACCUAGGAGGGGUCAUUUACUGGUUUUAUGUCUUCCAUCUGUUAAUGUUGGCGUUGUUUUACACACACAUUUUAUUUUUGUCUAACAGUUUUCUUCUAACAUUUUUUGCCUUUAAUGGCUCUUUAGCCUAUCAACACCACCCUUUUGGUGGGUAUACCUCUGGGGUUGAAUCCCUGGCAUCUUGAAGAUAGUGUGAUGCAAAGCUCUAUUUAUUUUCAUAUUGACAUUGUUCUCAAACAUUUGCAGCCAUGGAUGUAGAAGAAGGUGCAAUGGAAAGCUCUAUUCUUUCUUCCAUUCUGAAUUCUAUAGAGUCUAACGAGAGAGGAGAAGGGCUUUCCCCAGAAGAUAUUGCUUGGGUUGACUCCUGCCUGAUCAAAGACCCUGAAAGCUCAGAGACUAAUAUGAAUUCUUUGAAAGACGCCUUAUUAGAAAUCUUCAUUUCCCAACCUGAAUUAAUUAACUCCUCUGCUGCUGUAAGCAAUGGUUCUCCUGAAGAAACUGAUGUUGAAAUACUUCCUUCCAGUGAGGAGGCAGACACUGUGCAGUUCCAAGGAAGAACUGAUGAUGAUCUUGUUCUCAUUAAUAAAGAAACCAAAACAAAAGGUGAUGAUCUUCCAAUCAAUUUGAAGAAUAACACUUUGCCAUCAUUAACAUAUGGAGGAAAUUCAUUUUUGCUAACACACACUGAAGGCCUGGAAGAGAGUGGAAGUAGUGGGUCAAAGCUUGAUUUGGGCUCCCCAACUUAUGAGUUGGAGCCUUCAAAUGUGGAUGAUAUGUUUCUUGCUAAUGAAGAAGAAAAAACAAAAGGUGAUGAUCUUCCAAUCAAGUUGGGGAAUAACACUUUGCAGUCGUUAACAUAUGGGGGAAAUUCAUUUUUGCUAACACACUCUAAAGGCCUAAAAGAGAGUGGAAGUAGUGCAUCAAAGCUUGAUUUGGGCUCCUUAACUAAUGAGUUGGAGCCUUCAAAUGUGGAUGAUAUGGUUCUUUCUAAUGAAGAAGAAAAAACAAAAGGUGAUGAUCUUCCAAUCAAGUUGAAAAAUAACACUAUGCAGUCGUCAACUUUUGAGAGAAAUCCAUUUCUGCCAACUUACACUGAAGGCCUCAAAGAGAGUGGAAGAACUGAAUCCAUGCUUGAUUUGGGUUCUUCAGCUUAUGAUGUGGAACCCUCGACUGAGGAUAUCUUCAGGGUCUGGGAUUUGGACAUUCCAGCUGAGGAUGGUGAACUUGUUAAACAAUUGAACAAGGCCCUAACAGAUAAUUCCUUUGAAUCGAUACCAUCAACUCUUAAUGAUUCAGGGGCAUGGAAAGAUCUGGAAGAACAGUCGGUUGAUAAUCUAAUAGCUGGCAUUUCAGACCUAUCUUUAUAUUGAAAUUCUAGUUAAAUGUUUGUGUAAAUGGUCUUUGUUUUCUUCCUCCUCUGUGCUGCUGACAGUUAGAGGCAAACCCUGAAUGUGACCAACCUUUAAGGUACUUCAACAAACUCUUAUAGUUUAGGAGAUUCUGCUGAUGUCUCUAUUGUUGCAGUACCAACUUGGUGAAAUGAUGGUUGGUUUGAAGUUAUGGAUGGUCGAAUAUCUUGCAAACUUCUCUCAUUCUUUUCUUUGCCUCGAGCUCGUGAAUAUUUGAAGGUCAUUUCAUUCUUUAUACUUUGUGAUGAUUCUUCAAGUAGCACCUUAUAUAGUUAUAUUUAUUUGUUUCUUUUUUUUUCGUUGUAAAAAGCAGUUAUUCCCUAUAAUUUACCGACCUGUGGUAGCUUCUUUA
Quercus robur (English oak) is the source of this 2038-nucleotide messenger RNA. RefSeq lists its product as uncharacterized. The transcript is spliced from 2 exons. Bases 526 to 1647 code for a protein of 373 amino acids. NCBI's taxonomy places the organism in Eukaryota, Viridiplantae, Streptophyta, Magnoliopsida, Fagales, Fagaceae. The record is from RefSeq and is a predicted model, not a curated record.